AUGCCAAACUUACCCGGUCUUUUAGCAGAGGCCUCUCGUCUUCACUCUGGUAUGAAAUGUCGACUGCCCAACGAUUCCCCUCUCAGAGGCGGAACCCAUGACGUCUUCAAACUUGAGUUUGCUGAUUCAACUGAAUGGGCCCUUCGAAUCUGCCGAGAUGCCCAUGACUGGCCCGCUGAACUACGAGCUGUGAAGACACUGCAGCAUAUCAAACGACAUCAUCCUCACAUUCGAGCCCCCACCGUUCACGGCACAAAGCACCCGGUGUGGUUCAUGGAUUGGAUGGAUGGUGACCCGUUGAGUAGAUGGGACCUUCAGAUUCCAAUCAAGCCCCGUCAGGACUUCCUUGAGGAUCUUGCCGAAUUUCUUCUGCUGCUAUGGUCGACCCCAGCUCCGGCCUUGCCGUACCCCACCCCGGUGGUGCCCUACUCGAAAUGGCUGACGCAGGCGAUUGACCGACAGCUCAACCGGACCCUUUCUGGAGAAUCACGCUGGGGAGAUGCCAUGGAAUACCUUGUCAUGAGAUCAAUGAUCCCCUACUAUUCCGUUGCGGUGGAUGAGUACAGCAGCAUCGGUAUUGCUCAUGGAGAUCUGAACGUUCAUAACAUCCUGGUGGAUCUGGACCUUCGUCUCUCAGGGGUAAUUGACUGGGAUUGGCUCUAUCUCGGACCGCUACCUUCUGUGAUCCACCAUCCGUGGUUUAUGGCUGACAUACCGGGAUGGAAAAAUGACUGGGUUCAGGAAGGUCAGAACUUCGAGCAAGACCGUGAAUAUCUAGAAGGUGUGAUGAGAAAGAAGGAAGAAGAGAGAAAGCUGGAUAGCACUGUUUCGACCUUGCUUCACGGAUCCAAGGAUCGAAUGUUCUUCCAGGCGGCAAUUUCGAUGCCUGGAAUCCACGAGCAGUUUGUCGAGACGCAUUGUGCACGCACCGAUGGCAACAUGGCGAUUGCCAACCAACAGCUCCAAGCGGUCCUUACUAUCCACCCGGGAUGGGAGAAGCAGCCGGGAGUGCAGAGAAUCCGCCAAAUGAUGAAGGAAGUCUAG
Penicillium waksmanii is the source of this 1044-nucleotide messenger RNA. RefSeq names its product phosphotransferase family protein. NCBI's taxonomy places the organism in Eukaryota, Fungi, Ascomycota, Eurotiomycetes, Eurotiales, Aspergillaceae. The record is from RefSeq and is a predicted model, not a curated record. Bases 1 to 1044 code for a protein of 347 amino acids. The transcript is spliced from 2 exons.